CAGGUCUAUAUAAUAUCUCUGAAUGCAGCAGUCUUCUCUCUCACUCUCCUGUGCACAAUGGAGGGCCUUACUACGCUGGUGCUGUUGUCUUCAGUGGCGCUGCUCUGCAGUGCUGCUCCAGAUGUGGAGCCUGUAACAUGCACUGAUGGUGGUAUUUCAUCUGCACACCUGGCAAUGCAUCACAUCAACAAGCACCAUGAGCAUGGCUACAAAUUCAGACUGAAUCAGACUGUAGUUUUCAAAAUGGUAGAGGUUGACAGCGGUUGUAACAUUGAGCUAACGUUGGAACUUUUAGAGACAGAGUGCCAUGUUGUCAACCCCAAAUCUUUUGAGCAAUGUGAUCUCCGUGGAAUCGCCGACUGGGAAGUGAAGGCAACCUGCUCUGUAAAGGUAACUGUGGAAAACAGUGAUGCCAAAGUCACUGGUUAUACAUGUGAAACUGAAAAAGUACUCACUAGAGAAGAAAUGGUAAGGACCUGCCCUGACUGUCCGGUGCUUAUCGCACUGAAUGACGCAGAAAGCGUGAAGGCUGCACAAGAAAUAGUGAAAAAAUUCAACGAGAACACCACAAACCAGCACUAUUUCAUCCUGAAGGAAGUAGGACGAGUCAGGCUUGGGUACAUACCAAUGCGAGGAAUGAUGUACUUUGCUGAGAUCGCCCUCAUUGAGUCCAACUGCCCGAUGUUUUCCAGACGAGUUCCAGAGUCAUGCCCAUCCUUGUGCCCUGACAGAGCUCAACACGCUGUCUGCAAAUCAUCGUACUCCAAAGUACAUGGUGUUGGGAAUCUUCAGUGUGAAUUCUAUCCAGCAUUGGACACCACUGCCCGAAGCCCAGGUGAACAGGAGCCUGUUUGUGAGCAUACUCAUCGAGUCAUGCCUGCUGGACCCCCUGGCCCCCCUGGCCCCCCUGGCCCCCCUGGCACAGAACCUGCUGAUGGAGGACCCCCACCCCGGCCCUUUCCAGUGCUUCAUCCCUGCCAUACCAAGGCUGAACAAGAGUUCCACCCAAUUUGCGAGUCACAUUAGUUUGAACUCUGCCCAAAUACAAAACCAAGGCAGUCCUAAAAGGUACACACUAUUGCAAUUUAAACAAUAAAUGUUAUUGCUAAGAAAACCUAAAAAGUCUAAGUCCUUACAAAAACACACAUACAUACACCAGCAAGGUGUCAAUCAUUUUGUUGCAAACAAUCUCAAUGUUAGGAGUUUUGCACAUAUUUGCUUAUUUAUCAUCUUCUAAUGUGUGGCACAAUAAAAACCCUGAAAGCA
Messenger RNA from Cheilinus undulatus (humphead wrasse), 1266 nucleotides. RefSeq names its product alpha-2-HS-glycoprotein 1 (gene ahsgb). Gene Ontology annotation, biological process: negative regulation of endopeptidase activity. NCBI's taxonomy places the organism in Eukaryota, Metazoa, Chordata, Actinopteri, Labriformes, Labridae. Gene Ontology annotation, cellular component: extracellular region. The record is from RefSeq and is a predicted model, not a curated record. The transcript has 7 exons. Gene Ontology annotation, molecular function: cysteine-type endopeptidase inhibitor activity. Bases 58 to 1026 code for a protein of 322 amino acids.